AUUGUCAGGGUAAAGAAACAGCUUUAUUAAUAUGUUGGCUUUGCUUUAUCUGACCUCUCUUCUUCCAAACAGCCUUUCAUAGUAAUGAUUCUAUGGCCUUCUCCCUCCCUUCAUCUUUUUCUCUGAUAAAAAAUCUUCUUCCAAAAACUUUGAAAACUCCCCCCACAUAUAUAUUAGUACAUGCUGCUUUGAUUAUUUUCAUGCUUUUGCUUCUUUGGCUUUCUCUGUGUAUGUAAAAGUAAAAAAACACCCUGCAACAUAUAUAGCAGUGGAGGGUGCAGAAAAUCUUGUCUCAGAUCCCGAUAUACUCACACCAUUAACCUCAUAUAAACAUUAUUUCUCUUUCUUCCAAUAAGAACACACACACACACUCCACAAUAUAGGCUCUGAUCACCUUACUUCACUCUCAACUUUCAACCACAAGGGUCUUUCUUUGUGGUCCUUAACUACUUGAUUGAUGAUCAUUUCUAUAUACAUAUAUCAAUACCACCUCUUUUUCCCUUCUUUACUCCCUUUUUCAGUUUUCCUCUAAUACGUUAUUUAUAUAUAGGGGGGGGUUGUGGUUCCGAGAAAUGCAAGAACCAGGGUUAGGUAUGAUGAGUAGUGGUGGUGGGAGUGGUGGAAUUGGAGGGUUAAGCAGCGGAGAAGUGUCGGUUUCCGGUGAGCAGAACCGACAGCUGAAGGCUGAGAUAGCUGUUCAUCCGCUAUAUGAGCAGCUAUUAGCAGCUCAUGUUUCUUGUCUCCGUGUGGCAACGCCAAUCGACCAGUUGCCUUUGAUUGACGCACAGUUAGCACAAUCUCAUAACCUUCUUAGAUCUUAUGCUUCACAGCAUCAUCAACAUGGUCAUUCCCUAUCACCCCAUGAAAGACAGGAGCUCGACAACUUCUUGGCACAAUAUUUGAUAGUUCUGUGUACUUUCAAAGAACAGCUUCAACAACAUGUCAGAGUCCAUGCCAUUGAAGCUGUCAUGGCUUGCCGUGAAAUCGAAAAUAACUUGCAAGCUCUUACUGGAGUCACGUUGGGUGAAGGAACAGGUGCAACAAUGUCAGAUGAUGAGGAUGAUAUGCAGAUGGACUUCUCUUUGGAUCAAUCCGGCACCGAUGGGCAUGAUUUAAUGGGUUUUGGUCCCUUGGUUCCUACUGAAUCCGAAAGAUCUUUAAUGGAGAGGGUUCGCCAGGAGCUCAAGAUUGAAUUGAAACAGGGUUUUAAAUCUAGAAUCGAAGAUGUGAGGGAGGAAAUUUUACGGAAAAGAAGGGCUGGGAAAUUACCAGGUGACACAACUACGGUGCUAAAGAACUGGUGGCAACAACACUCAAAGUGGCCAUACCCAACUGAAGAUGAUAAGGCCAAACUUGUGGAGGAAACAGGAUUGCAGCUAAAGCAAAUCAACAACUGGUUCAUCAACCAGAGGAAGCGUAACUGGCAUAGCAACUCUCAAUCUGUCACCUCUUUAAAGUCGAAGCGAAAACGGUAGAGGUGAAUAAAUUCAAUGAGAAAUGGAGAAGAAGAAAGUUUGAGCAUGUUGAUGUCAACUUCUUGCGGUAAAUAGCUGUGGGCUAACAUUUUGUGAAGGUAAAGUGGGAAGUGAGGUGGUUUCAAGAAACCUAAGUACAUAGAUUGAGUUUUAUAUGGCUUACAUGUUGUUUAGUGUGUAGAGUGGAUUCGAGUUUCUAACAAAGUAAACAUACUAUCAGACCUCAUUAUUGUGAUGUAUGUCUCUAAUUUCUAAUAUUCGCUUAUGGAAAAUUUACUAGUUGUGAUGUGA
Messenger RNA from Gossypium raimondii (Peruvian cotton), 1766 nucleotides. RefSeq names its product homeobox protein HD1. The transcript is spliced from 5 exons. Gene Ontology annotation, cellular component: nucleus. Gene Ontology annotation, biological process: regulation of DNA-templated transcription. NCBI's taxonomy places the organism in Eukaryota, Viridiplantae, Streptophyta, Magnoliopsida, Malvales, Malvaceae. The coding region runs from base 573 to 1475 and encodes 300 amino acids. The record is from RefSeq and is a predicted model, not a curated record. Gene Ontology annotation, molecular function: DNA binding.